GAGGGAGAGAAGUGAGACCAGAGGAAAACCACAGUGGUUGCCAACUGAUGAUCGGUCACAGCAAGCCGCUGCGCUCUGCCGCUCUGGAUCCAGCUGAUUAUUUUUCACCCGCGCACGGUUUCCCCUCCACUCUUCUUCCUCGCGUCGUUUUAGCAAACAUUUGUCUUCUCUUCGUGUAAUGCCAGAGCAGCAGGAUGCUUGAGGAGGAGCUGAAUCUCUCCUGGAAAGCCUGAAAGAUGAAAAUGGGAAGAAAAAACACCUGUUAGGUAUUUUUAUUCCUCCUGAAUGAGGAUGCUUCAACGCCACGCAUGCUGAGAUUUUAGGACUUCUUCCAGCAGAGAGAGGAGGACCUAACCCCGAAGAGGAGGGAGUUUAAAAGAAGUAAAUAUGAACACCACAGCUCAGCAAGGAUUGAUCCCAGGCUGCCUGAACAGGAGUCUCUGUUUAGGAACUCCGCCAGACAAAGACUUCUCUGGAGAGGAGAAGGAUUCCUCUGCUGGAUGCUACGAGCAGCUGCUGAUUUCCACGGAGGUGUUCCUCACUCUGGGCAUCAUCAGCCUGCUGGAGAACCUCCUGGUUGUGGCUGCCAUCAUCAAAAACAAGAACCUUCACUCCCCGAUGUACUUCUUCAUCUGCAGCCUGGCAGUCGCCGACAUGCUCGUCAGUGUCUCCAACGCCUCGGAGACUAUCGUCAUAGCGCUGAUCAACGGAGGCAGCCUGACCAUCCCCGUCACGCUGAUCAAGAGCAUGGACAACGUGUUUGACUCCAUGAUCUGCAGCUCUCUGCUGGCCUCCAUCUGCAGCCUGCUCGCGAUCGCCGUCGACCGCUACAUCACCAUCUUCUACGCGCUCCGAUACCACAACAUCGUCACCAUCCGGCGAGCGAUGCUGGUCAUCGGCAGCAUCUGGACCUGCUGCACCAUGUCCGGCAUCCUGUUCAUCAUCUACUCGGAGAGCACCACGGUGCUCAUCUGCCUCAUCACCAUGUUCUUCACCAUGCUGGUGCUCAUGGCGUCGCUCUACGUGCACAUGUUCCUGCUGGCGCGCCUGCACAUGAAGCGCAUCGCGGCCCUGCCGGGCAACGCGCCCAUACAGCAGCGGGCCAACAUGAAGGGCGCCAUCACCCUCACCAUCCUGCUGGGCGUGUUCGUGGUGUGCUGGGCCCCCUUCUUCCUGCACCUCAUCCUCAUGAUCACCUGCCCCAGGAACCCCUACUGCACCUGCUUCAUGUCCCAUUUCAACAUGUACCUCAUCCUCAUCAUGUGCAACUCCGUCAUCGACCCCAUCAUCUACGCCUUCCGCAGCCAGGAGAUGAGGAAGACCUUCAAGGAGAUUUUCUGCUGCUCGCAGGCUCUCUUGUGUCUGAGCCUUCUGUGACACGCUCUCAGAGAGCGGCGGGAAGCCCUUCAGGUAUUUCAGCUGUGGUCAGCGUGCUCCGCCGUGCUCCGGGUCUGCUGUAAAUAACCGAGAAAGUCGACACUUUGAAGUGAGGUGGAUUAGCAUGUGGGGUUGCAGACACCUUGUAACAUAUUUCUGUGGAUAAAUGCUGUGUUUAUUCUGCAGUAACCAUGUGUCAAUAUAGGGAAUCUAGAAGGAUGAAGAGACUGAAAAGUUGUUUUUCUUGCUGCACAGAUGGAAAAUGGCACUUUACACGAUAUAUGUAAAGCACAAUGGACAGCUAAGGAUGUGCUGACUGACUAACUUUGUUUAAGAGUCGCUUUGAUUUAUCUAAAAUGGGAGCAAGACUUUAGAGCAUCAUAACAUUGCCCUUAUAAGGCAAUUGAAACAUUUCCUUAAAAGGCAAUGUAAACAUUGCCUUAUAAGGCAAUUGAAAUGUUGCCUUAUAAGGCAAUUGAAACAUUUCCUUAUAAGGCAAUCGAAACAUUGCCUUUUAAGGCAAUUGAAGCAUUGACUUAAAAGACAAUUGAAACAUUGGCUUAUAAGGCAGUCGAAAUAUGGCCUUAAAG
This is a messenger RNA of Fundulus heteroclitus (mummichog), 1967 nucleotides long. It is a transcript of the gene mc4r, whose product is annotated as melanocortin 4 receptor. Gene Ontology annotation, cellular component: membrane. Gene Ontology annotation, biological process: G protein-coupled receptor signaling pathway. The coding region runs from base 388 to 1377 and encodes 329 amino acids. The transcript has a single exon. NCBI's taxonomy places the organism in Eukaryota, Metazoa, Chordata, Actinopteri, Cyprinodontiformes, Fundulidae. The record is from RefSeq and is a predicted model, not a curated record. Gene Ontology annotation, molecular function: melanocyte-stimulating hormone receptor activity.